CAGUAAACGUAGCAGUUGCCCCGGAGGUUCUUCUUCUUCGCUUGCCGUCAACAAAACCGGAGUGCUGCCUGCUAGUUUGCAGAGCUUUGAGAGGGUUUUUGGCACGAAUUUCUCCACAAAAAAACGAAAAUGGCUGAAGUAGAAGAAACCCUGAAGAGGAUUCAGGGCCAGAAAGGGGUUCAGGGAAUCAUCGUCGCCAAUUCAGAGGGAAUCCCCAUCAAGUCGACUCUGGACAACUCGAGCACGGUGCAGUACGCCGGGCUGAUCCACCAGCUGGUGAUGAAGGCCAGGAGCACCAUCCGAGACAUCGACCCCCAGAACGACCUCACCUUCAUGCGCGUGCGCUCCAAGAAGAACGAGAUCAUGAUCGCUCCAGAUAAAGACUUUUUCCUCAUCGUCAUCCAGAAUCCAUCAGAUUGAAGAUGAAGGAGCUGACGUCUGGCUGUUCGCUCGCUUUAUCACUCUCAUUUAAACGGCCCAGUUUUUUUUUUUCUUUCAUUAAAUCAAAAUUUGUGUUUAGCAGAAGCUUUUUCAUGGGAAGUAAGGUUGUAAGGUCAGGAUGUGUGAUCCCGAGGACGGUCAGUCGGCCUGCAGGAGGAUUUUUGGGUUGUGUGUUUUUUCCAUGUUUUAGCAUUCCAGCUCCUCGGUGUGUGUGUGUGUGUGUGUGUGUGUGUGUGUGUGUGUGUGUGUGUGUGUGUGUGUGUGUGUGUGAUGUCACCGUUUAUUUCAUGUGUAGCAAGCAGCCAGACGUGCACGCCAAUACACGAGUAACCAGUGAAGUCACAGACACAUGACUGGAGCAGAGCACGCUGGUCUGCAGGUCCAGUAUACGAGGCAGAACGAAGGACGUGCUUUGUUUUAUUUAGCUCACCUUAAAGGAAAACUGCAGAUUGUUAUUUAUUGUUUUGAUGGAUAAAAUGUUAAGGAGCAGUAUUUCACCUGUGAGCAGAGAGCGACACUACAAACACGUCCCUGCUCUCGCGUCAAGUUUGUUCAUUUGUAACAAUUAAGAAAUACAACAAUUGAAAACUG
Haplochromis burtoni (Burton's mouthbrooder) is the source of this 1032-nucleotide messenger RNA. It is a transcript of the gene dynlrb1, whose product is annotated as dynein, light chain, roadblock-type 1. NCBI's taxonomy places the organism in Eukaryota, Metazoa, Chordata, Actinopteri, Cichliformes, Cichlidae. The coding region runs from base 130 to 420 and encodes 96 amino acids. The record is from RefSeq and is a predicted model, not a curated record. Gene Ontology annotation, cellular component: cytoplasm; centrosome; cytoplasmic dynein complex. Gene Ontology annotation, biological process: microtubule-based movement. Gene Ontology annotation, molecular function: dynein intermediate chain binding. The transcript has 4 exons.